Penicillium subrubescens is the source of this 2088-nucleotide messenger RNA. RefSeq lists its product as uncharacterized. The transcript has a single exon. Bases 1 to 2088 code for a protein of 695 amino acids. Lineage: Eukaryota; Fungi; Ascomycota; Eurotiomycetes; Eurotiales; Aspergillaceae. The record is from RefSeq and is a predicted model, not a curated record.
AUGCCGCGAGGAAGACAGCCCUCGGGACCUAAAUCCAGGGCCCAACACGAUAUACCCCCUGAGAGUGACCAUACAGACCUAGACGAUGGACGGAACCUACCCCUACCACCAUCUCCGAGUCAAGAGACGAACGAUACAGACAUCAAGAUGAUGCUGACUCAAUUGACUGCUAGCGUUUAUUCUCUCAUGCAAAAUCAAGCGGAACAGGGGCGCAGACUCGAUGCGUUGUCGCAAUCGACGGCCCGAGAUACCCCCGAAUCAUUAUAUCCAUCUCCGAGAACAGAGGAUCGAACUAUGGAUCCCAACCUGCGGAUCGACGAUACACAUUCCCAGGCCGUGGUUGACCGAGAAGAAGCUCUCAUCGAAAAGGAGCUACAGAAGCUCCGCCGCAGCAUCAAGGAUCGUUGGACACCCAAACCAACAACUCUCAAUUUGACCAAUUUCAUCUCCUGGAGAACCAAUAUUCUCAAAGAUGCCGCCUUUAUCAAAGCCCACGGUAUUUCCGCCCGUGAUAUCCUGACUAAGGGGCAACAACAACCCCCAGAUUUCUAUGGCAGACUGAAACGAGAAAUCUGGAGAGCAAUGGAUGAUGCUUUACAUGCUCGCAUCCUUCAAUCACUGAGUGUCGACGUACACAAUAUCCUACCAUCCGAACUUGCAGAGAAUGCUGCCACGUUGUGGGCGUCUGUGGUUACCAAUUUUGGCAUGACCAGGGCGCAGGAGCGGUACAAUCUUCUUCGCGAUAUGUGCGCGUUGAAGCUGGAAGGGUCGGACUAUAUGGCAUAUCAGACUCAGUGGCUCCAUUAUAUGGCAACGCUACGCAACCUUAGCGUCACAGUCGAAGACGUGAUGCAUGACAUGUUCCUUCUUGGUCUUGGGAACUGGCAAUCGCAAUUUGUCAAGACCAAGCUCGACGAAUUCUUCGCAUCUGGAGGCAACGGUGAACCAAUUGUGAACCUUAACCUCAAACAAUUGAUGACGGCUCUACAAUAUCGAGCCAACACACAGGAUCCAAGGAAGAAGGGCCAGCCUCCGACUCCGAACGGGUCCACGCCCACAUCCAUCGAAAGGCCGAGAACACCGGAGAAAUCAGACUCCGAUCGACCUCCGAAAUUGAAGCCGCGCUGCGACUACUGUUUAUCUUCGAGAGCAAUACAUGAGACUGCUCGCUGCUGGUGUAAGCAUCCAGACCAGGCACCGACGACAUGGCUCUCAGACUAUGCUGAUUUCGUCCGCCGCACUCGCGAGCGGAACGGAGAUCCAAUCCCUGAUAUUCCAGGCCUUACGGCCGACAUGCAAGCUCAGGCCAAGGCUUCUAUCUCUGCUGGCAGUCUCCAGUCUGCUAAUUGGUAUCUUGACACUUGUGCGAGCUAUCACGUUGUCUCGGACCGAAAGCUUUUUACUUCUUAUGCCCCGCUCGGAAGGCAUGGAGAAGGAGUUAGAUCAAUCUGGGGAGACAUGAGACAUCCUAUUGGUAUUGGUACUGUCGACAUGAAGCUGGAUGGCAUGACUAUCACUCUGAAAGAUGUCCGCUAUAUUCCUGGAGCAGAUUCACAUCUUGUAUCCGAGGCGGGAUCACAUGAUCAGGGCUUUACCAUUGGCAAGAGUCCAGUGUCCCCAUUUCACUACACCUUAGAGGACUCAUCGAACCAGCGAUUCUUCGCCGUCAGGGACUCUAACCAUAUCUACAAACUCACCGGUAACGAACCAGCGGAGGUCUCUACUCAGACUUUCGCUACGGUGGGUGCAUCAUCAACAACAACAACAACAUCAUCAUCAUCAUCAUCAUCAUCAAUAUCAUCAACAUCUGCACCAUCCGCAAUAUCUGCACCAUCUGCAACAUCUGCAACAUCUGCAUUAUCUAUCUCACCUGAUAUCUAUUUGACCUCCGAUGAGCCCAUAACGAGUGGUGGCGAACAGCAGCUAAUAGACGCGCUCUAUCUUUACAACCAGCCUGGUAGUAGAGUGAUGAUCACACGCGACAAGACACAGCCGCCCUGUCGAAUAGGCCUUCAAGCAAAUGAUCAACCCGACUCGUAUUGGCGAGAAGGACAUGGCAGCCAACGGCUUCCUGAAGCUGCUGGCUGA